This is a messenger RNA of Brenthis ino (lesser marbled fritillary), 1800 nucleotides long. The record is from the annotation of a GenBank genome assembly. Lineage: Eukaryota; Metazoa; Arthropoda; Insecta; Lepidoptera; Nymphalidae.
AUGUCUUCGAAUAAAAAAACUAGUGUCGUGUGGGACCAUUUUACGGACAUAGGUGGUUCCCGAGGAGUUUGCAACAUAUGUAAAGUGCAAAUGUCGUAUAAAUCAUCCGUUUCAAAUUUAAAAAAACAUUUACAACGGAAACAUCCCACGAUAUGUGUCGUGAGCCGUACCGAUGCUGUGGCAGGCGAUUCUAGUGCGGUAAAUGAUGUGUGUAUAGCUUCUGUCGCUUCUGGUGGUGGUAAUACUAAUGUUGCAGAAGCUAUUAAUGCGGGCACUAACACAAUUCCUAAUCCUGUUGCAAAUGAUAAAGUAAUGCAACUUUUCACCUUGGACUUUCAACCAUUUCGAAUCGUAGAAGACCGCGGCUUUCGUGAACUCAUGCAAUUGGCUUUUCCCAAUUAUAUUAUACCCACUCGCAAAUACUUUGCUAAUAACUUAUUACCAUCACUCUAUGAAAAGAAAAAGAGUGAGCUGAGAAUUAGCUUAGAGAAUGAUGUUAAAUCUAUUUGCAUAACCGUCGAUAUUUGGUCAACAAUGACAAAUGACUCAAUGAUGGCCAUCACAGGCCACUAUAUUAGUGAAACAACAAGUGAGUUGAAGUACUGUUUACUUGAUUGCAUUCCUCUGGAAGAAAGUCACUCAGCUAAAAAUUUGGCUAGACUUAUUAAGGAAAUAUGUGACGAGUGGAAUUUAUCUAAUAAAGUUUUAUUAGCAGUGACAGAUAAUGGCAGUAAUAUCAAAAAUGCCAUUGAGAAAGAACUUGCAUGGAAGCAUUUCCCUUGUUACAGCCAUACUUUGAAUCUCAUAGUCAAUGAUGCUCUAAAAUCAGAAGACAUAACGUUAAUAAUAAAUAAAGUUAAAAUCAUAGUUAAACAAUUUAAACAAAGUAAUUUAGCAUGGCAGAAAUUAAAAAAAUAUCAGGAGCAGGCAGGAAACACACCAAAGCGUCUAAUUCAAGAGGUGGCAACACGUUGGAAUUCCAAAUACUAUAUGCUUCAACGCUGUGUAGAGCUACGAGAGCCACUCAAUAGUGCUAUGAUAAACUUAAGCAUGGACAUAUUAACGUCAUAUGAGUGGCAAGUCUGCACGGAGCUCUGCAAAAUUCUGCAGCCAUGUGAGGAAGUCACAAAAGAAUUGAGCGGAGAAAAAUAUUUAACCGGGAGUCUAGUAAUCCCCAUAACAACUGGUCUCACAAAAGUUCUUCAAAACUACGAAAAUGAAAACUUAAUGCCAAUAGUUGACAGAGUGAGGCAAGAUUUAUUAGGAGGAAUAGGGAACAGGUUCAAUAACUUAACUCAAAGCCGAACAUUUACCAACUGCAUGUUCCUAGAUCCUAGGUUUAAAUUUUAUUUUAACGACCAGGCAACAGCAUUGGAAACUAAACGGCGUAUUACUGCUUUUGUAAUACAAGAGCAGAGUAGACAAAAUAAUGCCACAAUAGAAAUGAGCAACCCUCAGGCAAGUACAAGCACCAGCACCAAACUUAUAAGGCAGGAUUACCGGGAGAAAAUGCGCAAUAUCCAGCCUGAAGGUACAGCACACUCUCGGGCUAUCGUGGAGAUUCAGCGAUAUUUGGAUGCUCCAAUAAUAGAUAGGUCAGAAUGUCCUCUAAAAUGGUGGAAGAUACAUAGGGAAUCGUACCCAAAUCUGUAUAAAGUUGCUGUACAAAAAUUAAAUGCCAUGGCAUCUUCUGUUCCCUGUGAGAGAGUGUUUUCAGCGGCAGGGAAUAUGCUAAAUGAAAGGCGGACAAGGCUAGGCAUAAGAAAAUUACAACAGCUGGUAUUUUUAAACCAAAAUAUU